AUGGCGCCUCCUUCCUAUGGCGGAAGCGCCUCGGGGUCGUCUAGCCGCGUUUCAUCGUCCAUGCCCUCUCGACACCAUCGGGUCCAGCCAGCGCCGCGCAUUCCACCUCCACCGCUCAUCCCUCCAACGAUCACAGAUGCUCUAUCGCAGCUACCACCGCCUUCUCUCUGGCCGGGCCUGGCGCUGCAAUACCUUGUCAUUGAUCCUCUCCUUGCCUUGCUGGACAACAUUACCGCUCUCAUCUUGUCUCCCAAGACGCAUCGUUUGGUUCUCCGUCUUAGCGUGCUGGGAGGAAUCUGGACGACUGCAGUAGCGCUCGCCAUAGCUGGGUAUGUUGGCUUUUACAGAGCCUGGGUUCCGCAUAUAGGUCACUCUUACGACGUAUGGCUGCAAUAUGGCAAGGAGGCGAUUCCUUCAGCCGACGUUGACUUGGCCAGAAUCAUGAGGGGCCAGUCAUUCGCUCGCGACCAAGAGUACGAUGUCAGCGUCGAUCUCGCCGUGCCUCUCAGUGCUGCAAACUUGGAUCUUGGUGAGCAAAGUUUUGAGCUCGGCGGCUGGCGUGAGCACUGAUCGUGAACCCCUCUUUUCCAGGCAAUUUCAUGGUCUCCAUCGAUCUCUUUUCGGCAGAUGAUGCACAAGCCUACUCCAUCGCUCGUCCUGUGAGCUCCGGUCCACGGCGCGCCAAGGCACGAAGCCUUUGACUGACCUUGUUUCCCUUUCACUCAGGCACUUAUCACCUACAAUCCAGCGCCCAUGCGUGUUCUCCAGAAUGUGGCUCAUUCACUCACACGGCAAAAUUCACUCGCUUUGCCGCUUUCCACGAAUCCCACUGCACUCUUUACCGUGCCUCUGCUGCGACGAGCUAUCCUCUCUCCCGCUUCAUCUUCGCAUCCCUUCACGCCGUCUCCUGCUCAAGUAGUCAAGGCCAAGGUAAAGAUAGGAAGAGAAGACGCAGACAAGUAUUGGAGGUAUGGUGGAGGCCACGGCGUGGGUGGGCUGAGGACGGAUAUCGGUCCCGGAAAAGUCCUUGGCGUGACGGAAGGCUUCAGAAGUAGAGGGGAGCUUCAGACAUCCGCUGUCAGCUUGCGAAUCGACGCGCACUUGACAGGCCUGAGGUGAGCAUAUCGCUCUGCCAACGACGAUCGCACUGCUCUGACUGAAGCUAGUGCUCCCACCUCUUUCAGAUGGUUCAUGUAUCAUCGACCCGUCCUUUCAUUCGUCCUUUUCACGUCGCUUUUUCUCGCUUUUGAGCUCGUCUCGGCACUCACGCUAUGGGCGCUCGCAGCGCUGUACACUUCUAACCUGGUUGCAAUGCCGAAUCUAGCGGUGGAGGAGAACUACGUGGACCGCCAGCGUCGCCGGAGACGUCGAGGAGGGAAUAGCAGCAGCGCGGAGGAUACUGCGCUCGGCAACGGCGCCACCACGGCGGGCACGACCGACGGACUGACUCCGGGAGGCGUGUACGACGAGUCGACAAGUCCGCUCGACGACGACGCGGGCAGCGGCGGAGAGACGGAGACGGAAGCUCGGAACCGCGCCAGAACUCUGUUGCAAGCGCGCGAACAGCGCAGCCGAGCGAGUCUAAGAGCGCUGGACGAGCGCGAAGCAGCAGAGUCGAGGAGGGCAGAAGCGAUGAGGGAUUUUGCGGAGGGGAGACGAAUGACUGGCGUGCCUUCAUUGACGCACGAAGAGGAGAGGCUGCAAGCCGAGCGAGAACAGCAGGCUUUGCUCGCCGAGAGGGAAUUGGAGCUGGAGAUGGGAAGCCGACGUGUGCUUGGAAGGCUAGACGAAGAGACUGAAGAAGAGACGGAUGUGGGUGGCAGCGAAGGGUAUGGACAGGGACGCGAGGGAGAGCAGGAUGAGCAGUCUGGUUCGGGAAAUGCCUGGGAAGAAAUCGACGCGGAAGAGGAGAGCGAAGAGAUGGAUGCUGAGGAGCAAAGGCGAGAGGGGCUGAGAAGGCGCGCCGCAAAGAGCUCCGAGGAGCAAGGAAGGGAGAGCACAGUUUCUGGAGUGAGUAGCGGAGCAGGCGCCUUACGCGCAAACAGCUGACACGUAAAACCCACGCCCACUCGCGUAGUCUGCCACGUCAAGAGCAUCCUCUGUCACUUCAUUCGGCCCGAGCAUGGCAUCGUCUUCAAGAGGAACCUCGCUCGCCCCAUCGACGGCGGGGGCAGGUCCUUCUGGUGCGCGUGCCUCUGCUACACCAACGCCAAGGGGAUCCUCGCAGCCUAUCAAGGAGGAGCCCGAGGACGAUCUUAGCACGAGCGGUAGUGGGACUGGAAGUGGAACCAGCAUCGGCGACGGGACUGACGCAGACGCAGCGUCGCGAUGA
Messenger RNA from Ceraceosorus bombacis, 2332 nucleotides. Lineage: Eukaryota; Fungi; Basidiomycota; Exobasidiomycetes; Ceraceosorales; Ceraceosoraceae. The record is from the annotation of a GenBank genome assembly.